AUGAAUAAUAGAAAGGGUAAAACACAAGACUCUAAUAAACAAAUUAAGUCGAAUAUGAAUAUGGAAAAAUGCGCAACGAUAAAAGAGAUUCAUUCAACCAAUGUAGAAAUAGAAAGCUAUGAUAACAAAAGAAAUGAGAUAAUAAAUUAUAGAAAAGAAAAAAAUCUAUGUUCUAAUUUAUCAAAUAUGGCAUUAAAUCCGAAUUAUUAUCACAAUGUUUCAAAUCCAAUAAGUUCACAUAAUGUAAAUGUAUAUUCAUCAAAUAAUAAUAUUAUGAACUUUAACAAGUAUAUAAACGAUGAUAGUAGUAAUGACAUAACAAAACAAAGUAAUUUGAGUUCUAUAGAAUCGAAUACAAUGAACCUGAAUAAUUUAUACAACUUUAAUAACAUAUGUAAUGAAAUCAAUUCAUAUGGUUUUAAAUCGAAUACAUUAGACAAUACGAAAGUACAAAAUAUGAAUUCUUCAUAUUGUAAUCAUAUGAAAUAUUCCGAUUAUUACCAACAUAAACCCUGUAUAGGUAGUAGAACAGGUAUCUUAAAUACUUCAAAUUCUUCAGAAAAUCAGAGAUAUUCAUCAGAUGUUUCCAGAUUACAUAAAAAUGAUUAUACUAAAAUUUCCAUGAACUUUCCUAACGCAUCUAGUUCUGUUAAUAUGGACUCUAAUGUUUAUAAUAGUAACCUAACAGCACCAUGUGCAAUGAAUUCGAAUCCAAUGAAUUAUAAUAAUGGGCAAUGGGGUUCGGAUAUUAUAAAUCUGAUGCAAAAGACCAAUAUGAAUAACUUAAAAAUUAAUGAUCUUAAUUUAAAUGAAAUCAAUAAAAUAAAUUUUCAAGACUCUGGCAUAUCCAUUUGUUCACAUGAAAAAUCGAAAUAUAAAAGACAUAAAAGAGAUUAUUCGACAGUUCCUUAUAAUAUCCUUUCAAAUAAUAUGAAACCUAAUCAUAUUACAUCAAAUAGUGUACAUUCAAACAAUAUUUUAUCUAAUAAUAUGAUACCAAAUAAUAUUGCGUUAAACAACAUGCUUUCAAGCAGUAUGAUACCAAAUAAUAUGGCGUCAAGCAAUAUUCCAUCGAACCAUAUGAUAUCAAACGAUGGAAUAUCAAACAAUAUAAUCUUAAGUAACUUGCUAUUAAAAAGUUUAUCAAACAAAUAUACUUUAAAUAAUAUGGUAUCUAAUGAUAUGUUAAGUAAUAUGCCAAAUAAUAUGUCAAAGAAUGUGUUAAGUAAUAUGCCAAAUAAUAUGUCAAAUAAUAUGCCAAAUAAUAUGUCAAAUAAUAUGCCAAACAAUAUGUUAAAUAAUAUGCCAAACAAUAUGUUAAAUAAUAUGAGAAAUAAUAUGUCAAAUAAUAUAUCAAAUAAUAUGUCAAAUAAUAUAUCAAAUAAUAUGUCAAAUAAUAUAUCAAACAAUAUUCCAAGCAACAUGUUAAAUAAUUUACCAAAGAACAUUUUAAAUAAUAUGUCUAGUAAUAUGUCAAGUAACAUGUCUAGUAAUAUGUUAAAUAAUAUACCAAAUACUAUGUCCAAUAAGAUACAAAACAUUAUGUCCAAUAACAUACCAGACAUUAUGUCAAAUAAUAUACCAAACAAUAUGUCAAAUAAUAUGUCUAGCAAUUUUAUUUCAAGCAACUUGCCAAAUAGCUUCAUUUCAAAUAAUAUGUCAAGUAAUUUGUUUCUAAAGAGUUUGACUUCUAAUAACUUUUUUCCAGAUCAUCCAAUUCCUAACAACGCGAAUUCAAAGAAUUUCAUUUCAAGUAACGUCAAUUUGAAGAACUUUGUUUCAAACAAUUUUAUAUCAAACCAUAUGGAAUAUAAUAAUAGAAAAAACAAAAAUUCAAUUGCUUCUUCAAAAGAUGAUACAUUAAAUAAUGAAAAUAUGAAUUCUUUAUCAGAAAAAUUAAACCCAUUGAUUUUAUCUUCACCUCAUAAUAUCCAUAACGAAAAACAAGUAUUCGAUAAUAUCCAUUCUUCUGAACAUAUGCAAAAAGAUAAAGAGAAAAUAAAAAAUGAUAAUGUUAUAAAACAUACGCAAGAGGAACAAAUAAAAAAAACACAAGAAGCGUAUUUAUUAAAUAACUAUUAUUUAAUGUUUCAACAGAAACUAGAAAAUCAACAAUCUUAUGCGAAAAAUAUGCAAACCAAUGACUCUGUAAAAUUUAAUGAAAUAAUUACUAACCAACAAAACAUAUGCAAUAGUAGCAUGCAAAACUAUAAUAAUAUUAAUGAAGAAAAAAAUAAAAUGUGUUCACAUGAAAACAUAACUCAAAAUAUGGACAUAAGUACAAUAAAGAAUAAUCAUGAUAAACAAAUAGUAGUAAGUAAACGAAGUAGCAAUGUUUUAAGACAAAUGAUUGAUUUUCCAAGUGUAAACGACAAAAUACAAAAUGAAUCCUUUACAAAUAGAAGAAGAAAAACACGAGAAAUUAAUACACAAGAUGACAUUUGUACUGAGUUGAAUAAAUCUGAAACAAUUAAAGAUAGAUUGAGAUCAAGAGCAAGAAAAAAAGGUUUAGAAGGAGUUGGUGGUGGUAAAACCACAGAAGCUAAUAGCCAAUCUUUAUCGAAAUACGAUUUUAUUUUGAAUAAAAAUACAAUUCCUAAUAAUACGAUUAAUUUAAGAAAUAAAAAGGAGUCAAAACAAACUGUGCAACAAAUGAAUAAUUCUAAAGAAACAUGUUAUCACAUAAUAGAAGAUAUAGAUAGCAAUGUAAAUGAACAAAUUACAAAGGAAAUAGAUACUAAUGAAAUAAAAAGUAGUUUAAAAGAUGAUGAAAAUAUGAUGGAAUUCUUAUGUACAGAUGAAAACAAAGAGGAAACGAAUCAAAAUCAAGAGAAAGAGCAAGAGCAAGAAAAUAUUGUGAAUUGUGCUAAUAAAAAGUUAUUUAGUAAAAAUGGAAGAAGUCGAAGAAGAAAAGGAAAUAAUAAAAAUAAAAAUAAAAAUAAAAAACACGAAGAAAGGAAAGAUGAGGAAGGCAAAAAUUUAAAAGACAAGGAUAUGGAACAGACGAAUGUAGAAGAAAAUAAUAUUGAAGAGGAAAAUGUUACAAAAGAAAAUGAGGACAAAAACUCAGAUGACAAAAACUCAGAUGACAAAAACUCAGAUGACAAAAAUUCAGAUGACAAAAACUCAGAUGACAAAAAUUCAGAUGAUAAAAAUUCAGAUGAUAAAAAUGUUGAGGAACCUAACAGUCAAGAGAGGGUACACAGUAGAAGAUUCAUACAAACACGAUCCAGGUAUAAACGCUCGUACAAUGAAAAACAGAGAAUAAAUAAAAAUGUGCAUAAUAAGCAAUUAAACAAAAUAUCACAAAGAAAUAAUCGUAAGAGAAACAUGAAAAAUAUGGACGAACAAAAAAAAAGUUCAACAGAUAUUUGUGAUAAUUCAAGAGAAAUGGAAAAUGAUAAGAAUGAAGAAAAUGUAGAAUUAGAUAAUAUAAAAGAGUUAAAUGAAAUAAUAAAUAAAGAAAAUAUAGAAAAUGAUGAAAAUCAACCAUUUAAGGAAAAUAAUUUAGAAGAAAUAAAAUUAGAUAAUUCUGAUGAAAGUAUAAAAUCAGAUAAGCAAAAAACCAAAGGAAAGGUUAAUGCUAUAACAAAUGAAAGAAACAGGAGAAAAAGGAAAAAAACAAAAUGCACAGAUGAGAAAAAUGAUCGGGGUAAAGAUAAUACACAUGAACACAUGACAGAAAAAAAAAUGAAAGUUCAAGAAGAGUCCGAAGAGAUGGAAAGGAACACCAAUAAUAACAAGCAUAAUUACGAUGAUAAUAAUAAUAAUAAUGAUGAUGAGAAUAAGAAUAAGAAUAAGAAUAAUACAGAUUGUAAAGAUUGUGAAGAUAAUAUUAAAGAAAACAAUAUUAUACUUUUAAACGGUAACGCAGAAAAUAUUAAUAACGAUAAAAAUAAAUUAGUAAGUGAAACAGUUGAAUGUACAAAUAAUUUAAAUGAAAAGAAGAAAACAGGAGAACAAAUUGAAUACACAAAUAAUGAAAAAAUGCUAUAUUCUGUAAACGUUAUAAAUGAUGAUUAUAAUAUGAAAAAUAUGGUGGAACAUGUGUCUCAUAAUGAUGUUGCAUUAAAAAAAGAAUUGAAUUAUUUAAAUAUAGAAAAUAAAAUACAUGAAAAAGAAUAUAUAUUAGAUAAUAAGAAAGCCUUACGUGUUGCUAAAAACACAAAUAAAGAUAUGUAUCAUAAUAUUGCAAAAUCAGGUAUUGAUGAAAAUAUUCUUAAUAGUAAUUUUUCUGAUAAUUUCGAUAAUAAAAAUAGUGCGAAAGAUUUUCCAAGAGAAUUAUAUUCUUCAACAGAUGGAACUAUGGAUAUCAUAAUUAAUAGGAAAAAGAAAAUAUGGUCAAAUAUAGGUUGUAUUAAUUAUAUUGAUAAUUUUGUUGGUAAAGGAUCUUUUGGAAGUGUUAGAAAAGUUUUAUAUAAUGUAGAUUUAAAUAAUGAGUAUUUAAAAUUUUAUAUGGAUAAAAUAAAUGAUGUAAAUUUUCUUAAAGUGUUAACACACACAUGUCAUAUGAAAAAGGGUUUAAGAUAUCUUAUAGACAAAUAUGAUGUAGCUUCUGAUUCAGAUUAUUCUAGUUAUUGGAAUGAUUAUUAUUUAGAAUUAAAGGGCCAAACGGAUGAUGAGAAAUAUGAAGAAAUAACAAAAGAAACAAAAAAGGUACAAAAUGUGCAAAAUGAGAAAAACAAAGAAAUUGAAAAAUCAAUAAAUAAUUAUAUGACCAAACCCAAUGAAAAGGAAUUGGCUAUUUUAGAAUCCGAUUUGAUGUUAAAUAACAAGUUAGAUAAUUGCGUAUGUUGUCAUAAGAAAAGAUAUUUUGAAUUAGCAGUAAAAGAAAUAGAUAUAAGUAGAAAAGGUAAUGAGUUUCAAUUUUUAAGAGAACAAGAAUUAUUAUGUCAUUUUAAUUGCAAUGUUAUGAAACCAUUAAGUACAAAAAUUGGACAUUUAAAAGAUAAACAGAAUUAUGAAAUAUUAAUGCAUUGUGCUACUGGAGAUUUAAGAAAAUUAUUACAAAAUUUAAUAUAUCAUAGGAAAAAAGAAUAUGAAAAAAAAAAAAAGAUAAAUAAAAUAUUAAAAUUAAUUCAUAUUUUGUUUGGAAGAAAAUAUAAUUGUUUUGAGAGUUUAUAUAACUUUGAAUGUAUAGGUUUAUGUUAUAAAAAGUUAAAAAAUAUAAAAAUGAAAUUAAAUAAUAGUACUAUUGAAAUAAAAGAUCCAGAAUUUGAUUAUAUAUAUGAAAAUAUUAAAGAAUAUAAUUGUGGUUUAACUGAAUCAGAAUGUAAGUUUUUAUUUUUUCAAAUAGCAAGUGGUAUAAGUUUUAUUCAAACAUGUUAUCAAUCUAAUAUCGUACGUUUAACUGAUAUAAAAUUACAGAAUAUUUUGGUAUUUACAGAUUCAUAUAAUAUAUAUAAUCCAUUAAAAUGGCAUUUAUGUAUAUCUGAUUUUGGUUGUUCAGCUAUGGAAUAUGCUACAUAUUAUUUGGAAAAUUCAAAAAACUUUAUGAGUGUAUAUAAAACUUUAUUAAAUCAAUGGAAAUAUGAAUUUAAAAAUCAGUUAUCAUCAUAUUUCCAAGGUACUGUUUAUACUAUGGCACCUGAAGGUUUGUGUUAUGAUCAUAAUGGUAAUUAUAGGCAAUCCAAAUAUAAUAAAUUGAUUUAUUUUUAUGAACAAAAUUUUGGUAAUAUUGAAAAAAGAUUUGAAGAAUUACAAAAACCAGCAAUUUCUGUUAAACCUUCCAUGGAUAAUUUUAAAAUAUUAAAUAUCAAUUGUAAUAUAAAUUUUAAUCUCUUAAAUGAUUAUAAUAAAAAAUAUAAUAAUGAAGACGAUGAAAAAAAUGUAUCAAAAAAUACUCUUAGUUGUAAAAAGAUCAAUAUGGAUAACGAAACUAAUGGAACAAAUUGUAAAAAUUGUAAAAAUUAUAAAAAUUAUAAAAAUAAAAAUGAUAUGAGUGAAAAUUUAAAUAUCCCAGAUGAACCUAGUAAUAUGAACAGUAGCAAUACUAGUAAUUAUAGCAAUAGUAAUAACCCAUCUGCAUCCACUGAAUACGUACCCUUUGAUGUCAGAUGUGAUAGUUGGUCAUUAGGUAUAAUUCUAGCAGAUCUGGCAAAAUGUGGUGUAAAUUCAUAUGAAUAUAUGAUUAUGGAUAACUACAAUGAAGAGGAUAAUUUAUUUAAUGAAGACGUUGAGACCAUUAAUAAUAUUAUCUUAAAUGAUUUAGAUGUUUUAAAUGAUGACGAAAUGUUCUAUAUAAAAUAUAUUAUGAAUUAUUAUGACAUUGUAAGUUUAAAAUGGGGUGAUGACAUAAUACAAAAUGAACUUAUCAAAAAUAAUGUGCAUACGUAUACAAACAUUGAUACUAAAGAAAGUAAAAAUAAAAAUAAUAGUAGUGAAAUUAAUAAGGAUAAUGCAUAUAAUAUGGAUGAAAAGCAUAAAAAAAAUCAUACACAUAAUAAUAAUAAUAAUAAUAAUAUUUUUACUAUCGCAGAUGAAACAAAUAAAGAGAAUAAAAAAGCUCAUGAAAAGAGUUGUAAUAAAAAUACACCAAAUAAUACCGAUAUGUGCUCUAAUACUGUUGGUAUAGUAUCCAAAAAAAACGACAUAUACCUUAAUACAUUGAAAAAAGAUGAUUUAAAGAUUUUUAUGGAAAAUUCAGAAUCAUUUACUCAACAUUAUAAAUCAUUAAUAUUAAAAUACAAACAAUAUAUAAAGAAUGACAAGUUCAUUAAAAUGAAAAACGAAUAUGUAUAUUAUUAUAAAAUUUAUAGAAGAUUUUUAAACGAGGAAAACAUGAGAAGAUGUAUUUUAUUACCACUUUUAUUAAUGAAUAAUAAUAUAGCAUAUAAAAGAUGUAAUGAAAUUCACUCUUUUGCAAGAGUUGAAUUAACCAUAAAGAACAUUGGUUCAGGUAUAUUUAAAUUUAGAAAUAAAAAAGAAAAAGAAAAUUAUAUAAAAGAAUUAAAAAUGAAUGUUCAGAAUGAUAAUAUGAAUCAAAAUAAAGAUUAUUGGUAUAGUAGACUAACAAAUAAAUAUUUAGCUUCUAUAUUAAAAGAUAUAUGUCAUGAUGAUUUUUAUAAUAGAUUGAAAAAAAUAAAAAAAUGUUUUAAUAAAUAUGAAUUACCAUUAAAUUAUAGUGAUGAAUAUUGGGAUCUAUUAACUAAUCUAUUGAACUAUGUACCAUCCGAAAGAUUAUUAGCUUGUGAAAUUCUUGGACAUGAUUUUUUUUCUGAACAUAGUGAAAAAAUUCAUAAUAUUAUUAAAGAAAAUAAUCAUGAAAAAUAUGUUAAAUUAUUUGAAGAUGAAAACUUUUGUAGUACUUUGUUAAAAAAUUACAAACAAGAAAAGAAAGAAAAAAAUUAUAUAAGUAGACCUUUCUUCCAAGAUUUGAGAAAGAAGUUGGAUGAUGUAAAUAAAGAAGAUAAUAAAAAAAAUAUUCAACCAGAUUUUAAAUUAAAACUGCAAAAAUGUUCUAUACCAUUGGAAAUGAUUACAAACAAAAUGAACUUACACAAGAAAAAUUCAAAAGAAUAUUGUCAUAAUAUUGAUAACACUUAUACUAUUGAUACUACAAAUGACAGUAAUAGUAAUAAUAAUAAUAAUAAUAAUAGUAGUAGUAGUAAUAAUAUUUUAAAGCAUAAAAAAAGUGAUGUUUUUAAUACAAAAAUAGUUAACCAAAUAAAUAAUAAUAAAACUAUUAAAUAUAUAAUUUUAAUGUAUGAAAUUAUUAUUAAGAAUAUGAAAAAGAAAUGUGGCAUGUGUAAGGACAUAAAGAAUUGUUUAAAUUAUAAACAAAUAAUAAAUAAAAUUAAGAAUUUAGAAAAUUUAAUAUUAAAUUUCCAACUAAGUAAAAAAAAUAUUAUAUGUGAUCAGAAAAAAAAAAUUAAAUUACCAAUGUUAUAUUUAAGUAAUAUAUGUAAUAAUAUAUAUUACUUUUUAAAUAAUUGUUCUAUUUUUGAAGAAUUUAAAAAUUUAGAUAUAUUUAUGAAUAUACAUUUACCAUUUGAACAUUUAUCUUUACCAUUGUGUGAUGAAAAAACAUUUCGAAAUAAAAAUUUUGCUAAUUUUUAUUUUAAACCAAUAUAUUAUUAUUCAUUACCAUAUAAAAUUUUACAUGCUUGGUAUACUGGACCUCUACAUAUUUAUUUUAAUCAUCCAUAUGUACCUGAUUAUAUCAAGCUUAUUUGUUUAAGAGAAAAAAAUAUUUUAAGAAGAAAAGAAAUUAUCUUUUGGUUUGAUGAAGAUAUUGUCUUAAAUAAUAUUCUUAAAAUUAAAGAUAUUCUUAAAUGUUCAAAUGACUUUUUAUGUACUCCGUAUGUUUCUCAUUUAAUAGGUAAACAACUUAUAUUACGAAAAAUUUUUAUUACCAUCCUAUAA
This is a messenger RNA of Plasmodium gaboni, 8364 nucleotides long. RefSeq names its product exported serine/threonine protein kinase. The record is from RefSeq and is a predicted model, not a curated record. Gene Ontology annotation, molecular function: protein kinase activity; ATP binding. The transcript has 2 exons. Lineage: Eukaryota; Apicomplexa; Aconoidasida; Haemosporida; Plasmodiidae. The coding region runs from base 1 to 8364 and encodes 2787 amino acids. Gene Ontology annotation, biological process: protein phosphorylation.